AUGAGGCCACCGUGCCUUCAUAGCUUGUCUCAUUGCAUGGUUCCAAUUACAGCCACAGUCGGACCGUUGAUGAUCAUCGUGGAAUUUGCCGAACACGGCAACCUCCUACGUCAUCUUCGUGAUCGCCGAAAGCAAAAUUACGAAGACAUGAACGAAUACAGCUUAGACAUAAGUUCCGCGGAGAGAGUGAGGAUAGCUUGCGACGUGGCCGACGGAAUGAAACAUCUUGCUACGAUGAAGUGCGCUCAUAGAGACUUAGCCGCGAGAAAUGUUCUUCUCGGAGAGGGAAUGGUAGCCAAAGUCUCGGAUUUUGGUCUGUCACGUGAUAUCUACACCGACAACGUCUACGAAAAGAAAACCGCGUACAAGGCAAGAGAGAGUGCAAAUAGAGAUUGUUGUUGUAGCGUGAACGAUGGUGAAAUUUUGACCACAAUACAGUUUCCUUGGCGUGAAAUACCACGUGACCGUCUUACUCUUGGCAAGAUUCUCGGAGAGGGCGAGUUUGGAAAUGUGGUCAAAGGAGAACUGACUGAAGAUGACGGUCACAUCGCACCAUGUGCUGUUAAGAAGUUGAAAGAUUGUGCCACAGAAAGUGAUCUCAGAGAUUUGAAGAAUGAGCUAGAAAUAAUGGAAUCAGUGGGUCAUCACCCCAACCUGGUCAAUCUUAUCGGUGCAUGUUCAAGUGAGGGUCAGUUGAUGAUCGUCGUAGAAUUUGCAGAACACGGCAACCUCCAUCGUUACCUUCGUGAUAACCGAAAGCAAAAUUACGAUGACAUGAACAAAUACAGCUUAGACAUAAGUUUCGCGGAGAGACUGAGGAUAGCGUGUGACGUUGCUGAGGGAAUGAAACAUCUUGCUACUAUGAGGUGGGUGCAUAGAGAUCUGGCUGCCAGAAAUGUUCUUCUUGGAGAGGGAAUGGUAGCUAAGCUGUCCGAUUUUGGGUUGACACGUGAUCUUUACACGACCAAUGUCUACGAGAAGACAUCCGGGGGCAAGGUUCCAGUAAAGUGGCUUGCCGUGGAAUCUCUCGAGCAAGGUCUUUAUACCAGCCAAAGUGAUGUAUGGUCGUUUGGUGUCUUGCUUUGGGAAAUCGAAACUGGAGGCUGUACCCCGUAUGCUGGGAUAUCAACACGUGAAUUGCUGCCCCACCUGAAAGCAGGAAAUCGCUUGGCAAAACCUCAUGAUUGUUCUCCGGAGAUUCGUUUUAAAGGUUUGGGAAAGCUUCCGGCAAAAUGGAUGGCAGUAGAGUGUCUGGAGCAAGGCAUUUACACGAGCCAAAGUGACGUAUGGUCGUUCGGUGUUCUGCUUUGGGAAAUCGAAACCGGAGGCUGUGCGCCAUACGCCGGGAUGGUUUUAAACGAAUUACUGACCAAGCUGAAAGCGGGACAUCGUUUGGAAAAACCUCGUUACUGCACGGACUGGCUAUACGCUAUAAUGCUACGUUGCUGGAAUGCAAAUCCAAAGACGAGACCAACAUUUGAGGAGCUGAGUGAUGAACUCCAUCGAAUGCUCAGACAAGAAACGGACUAUUUAGCUCCAGAAGAUUAUGGAGAAGAACCAAGUUAUAUUAACACCUCAAGGGAAAACGUUAAGUCUACUUCUGAAAGCAUAGCUGCUAUAUCUGAAAACCAACGAGACGAAAAGAAACAGUCUUAGUUAUAUUUGUCUUCCACGAUAGUUUAUGUUUUUCAGUUUUGCGUUAAGAAGAGGUAGCAUAAGCAAAGCGCAUGAGCGUAAGCAACAUAAGGAGACUUAGUAAGGAGCUGUUAAGAGGAGCCAUUUGUCGGGAUAUUUUCGUAGCUUUACCAGGGGCGGAUCUAGGGGGAGGGUGUAGGGGGUGCGCACCCCCUCCUCCUUGAGAUGAAGCCUUCCUCUUCGUAUUCGCUUUUAAAAUUUGUUUACCUCACCAGUCAGUUACAUCAUUCCUUAGUGGUGCACCCCUCGUAAAAACAAAUCCUGGAUCCGCCCCUGCUUUACUAUGUCUGCGUCUGUUUCUUAUGCUCAUGUGUUAGACUGGUCCACACUAAGCCAGAGGAAUUUGACAACGGAGGUUUCCCUCCGAAAACGCAUCAAAUGUUUUCCGUCCACAGUGCGCCGGAGGAAUUUAAGAACACAACAAUCACCGGUCAUUUU
Orbicella faveolata is the source of this 2133-nucleotide messenger RNA. RefSeq lists its product as uncharacterized. Lineage: Eukaryota; Metazoa; Cnidaria; Anthozoa; Scleractinia; Merulinidae. Gene Ontology annotation, biological process: protein phosphorylation; cell surface receptor protein tyrosine kinase signaling pathway; multicellular organism development. Gene Ontology annotation, cellular component: signaling receptor complex; plasma membrane. The record is from RefSeq and is a predicted model, not a curated record. Gene Ontology annotation, molecular function: calcium ion binding; protein binding; transmembrane receptor protein tyrosine kinase activity.